GAAGUAUUGUUAUUUUCCUACACAUCAUCGCAAUAGGCUACAGAAAUCUCUUACAAAACCAUCACAAAACUAUGGUUGACUUCAAGUUUAAUGGUUCAAUACAGGACAAAAUACAAUCUGGAAUCUAUGGAACAAGGUUAGAGGGAAUAUUAUGAGGAAAGCAGCUCACAUAUCCUUGUAUUUCAACACAAAAGUGCUGGGACAAAUGAGUCCACAGUUAGCCGUAUAUUCCAAGCCAUGGAGGACAUAAAGCACACUAACCUGUUUGUCAGAGGACUUAACUUGCAUGUUGCUGAAAUUGGAUCAGGCCCAGCAGUGCUGCUAUUGCAUGGGUUUCCUGAGAUCUGGUAUUCAUGGCGCUUUCAGAUGAUAGCAUUAGCAAAAGCAGGGUUUCAUGCAAUUGCUCCUGACUACAGAGGCUAUGGGCUCUCAGACCACCCUUCUGAAAUCGAGAAAAGCACCUAUGUGGACCUUGUGGAAGACAUGGCUAGCCUUCUUGAUGCUCUGGGAAUUAAACUGGUUUUUGUUGUGGCCAAGGAUUUUGGAGCAGCUGUUGGAUACUAUCUGGACCUUCUCUACCCAGAGUUAGUAAAGGGUAUUGUGGCAUUGGGCGUACCCUACAGGAGGGUCAGUUCCUCAAUCACCCAGAGAAACAUUUCUCCAGAGGGUUUUUAUACCAGACACUGGCAGGUGCCCGGAAGAGCAGAGGCGGAUUUUGGGCGUUUUGAUGUAAAAACAGUAGUGAAGAAUAUCUAUACACUUUUCUCUGGAAGUGAGGUACCCACUGCAGAAGAGGGUAAGGAGAUUAUGGAUCUGUAUGACCCUGCCACUCCUCUGCCACGAUGGUUCACUGAAGAUGACCUCAAUGUUUAUGCAACUCUGUAUGAGAAGUCUGGAUUUCGCUUUGCUCUGCAAGUUCCAUACCGUUGUUUGCCCAGAACUUGGGAGGUUUUGUCUGAUCUGACCGACUUUGUUAUAAAAGCUCCCACCCUCCUUAUCAUGGGAACCAAAGAUUAUAUUCUCAAGUUUCCGGGAAUGGAAGAGCAUAUCAGCAGCGAGCAGUACAAGGCUGAUGUGCCCAGUCUUGAGAUCAUGUUUUUUCCAGAUGGAAGCCAUUUUGUUCAGGAGCAAUUUCCUGAGGACAUUAAUAAGCUCAUCCUUGCCUUCCUCAAUAAGCACAUCUAGAAGAGAUGCAAACUUUUAUUUCAAGAAUGCAGUAACUUGUUCUCUUAGAUGGUGUAACAGAAGUACAGGAUACUGAAUCCAUGGAUGAAUGUUGCUUCAUAAGUUAACAUCAUUGUUAAUUUAAAACUAUCGAUUUCACAUUAUUACGAACGGAAAAUUCUAGGCAAUAAAGUGGCUUUGAUUUUUCUUUUUA
Messenger RNA from Cryptomeria japonica (Japanese cedar), 1378 nucleotides. RefSeq lists its product as uncharacterized. Lineage: Eukaryota; Viridiplantae; Streptophyta; Pinopsida; Cupressales; Cupressaceae. The record is from RefSeq and is a predicted model, not a curated record. The transcript has 5 exons. The coding region runs from base 238 to 1185 and encodes 315 amino acids. Gene Ontology annotation, molecular function: hydrolase activity.